AUGAGUCGCGGGGCGGGACAAAGGGGCCUUCGACCCGCGGACACUCACGCAAACGCUCGCCGUAGCGACACGAGGCAUUCAAUGCUGGACAUGGCCGCUGCGCAGGGUUAUACCGAGGCCAUCAAGACGAUCCUCGCACGCGGCGCCGAUGUCAACUCCGCCACGCCGGACGGCAGAACGGCCCUACACUGCGCUUCGUUCUGGGAUCAGGCGGGCGCUGUGGAACUUCUGAUUGCGUCUGGAGCUCGUCUGGAAGCUUCAGACGGCCGAGGGUGUACCCCGCUGCAUGUAGCGGCUGAGAAUGGCGCUACGACUGCCAUUGUUUCUCUCGUGAACGGCGGGGCAGAAAAAAGCAAGGUCAACAGUGAUGGCCGCUCACCUCUGUUCGUAGCGGUGGAGAACGGCCGCCUCACGGCGGCCACGGUUCUCUUGCAUGCGUCCGAAGAAGACAACGCAGGGUUUGUAGACCGUCGUUAUGGCAGCGAUGAGUACAGCGCGCUUGACUUAGCCGCCUGCGGGGGUCACCAGCAAAUAUUGAAGAUGCUCAUCCGGCAUGGGUGUGACGUCAACGCCAGCGACUCGGACGGCGUUACCGCGCUCUACCUCGCCGCCUUGAACGACCAGCCGUACUCCAUUGAUGUGCUCGUCAAGGCGGGCGCUAAGGUCGAAGCCCGUUCCCCCGGCCGCCACAGGUGGUCGGCCCUUCACGUCGCCUGCGCUUAUGGUUCCAACGAGGCGGUCUCUGCCCUCCUGACCCACGACGCGUUGCUGUUUGGCCGCGACGCCAGCAACCACACACCUCUUCACCUCGCCGUGCAGUACGGUCAUGACUCCACCGUGGAAAUUCUUCUGAGGUGGGGCUCGGACCCAACCUAUAUUUCUUGCGUAUCUGCUUGCAGGUACUCACCUUUGGACGUGGCUGCUUCCCUAGGGAACAUGAACGCGCUAAAAGCAAUGUGCGCACAUAUGCGCGAUAAAGCGAGGUGGGAGUUUACGCGAGCGGUUGGAGACGCUCUCUACGCCGCGAUAUUGUCGGAUCAGGUUGGCGCGAUAAAGUGGCUCGUGUCUGUUGGGGCUAGCGUGAGUAACACCUGGGGCAAGAAAGGCGGAGCUUUGCAAGUUGCGGCCCUAGCUGGGUCUACGGGUGCGGCGGAAGCUCUCCUGGCUGCCGGCGCAAGCAUCACGGACCGAUGCGACGAAAACAACCGUAGCGCCCUUGACAUCGCCACCAAGAACGGUCACGUGGGCGUAAUGCGAGCGCUGAUCCAGCACGGCGCCGACGUGAACACCGCCGAUCCACCGAACGAGACAACAUCGCUCCACCUGGCGGGAGAAUCCGACCAGGUCGCCUCUAUUGACCUGCUGGUCGAGUGCGGCUCCAACCUCGACGCCGCGGACAUCCUGGGCUCCAGCCCGCUCCACGCCGCCACCGCCGCCAACUCCGCCUCCGCGGUUGCCGCUCUCGUGGGGCAUGGGGCCGACGUGAACAAGGCGAACGGCCUAGGGAGGUCGCCGCUGCAUCUUGCGGCCGGUUCUCCGGACCGACUCGCAGCGCUGGAGGCCCUCCUGUCCGCUGGCGCGGACGUCGCCCUCCGCGUGGCCGGGGUCCCCGACGACCAACCGAACGCUCUCGACCUGGCCGCGGGCGCGGGCCACGUCGAUGCCAUCACGGCGCUGAUCCGGGCCGGCGCGCCCGUGGGCGCGAGGGACGGCGACGGCAGGACGGCCCUCAUCUGCGCCGUGAAGAGCAACAAGCCCCGCGCCGUGGACGCACUCGCCGAGGCCGGGGCGGACGUCGAAGCCCAUCUCGUCGACGAGAGCUGGACCUCUCUCCACUCGGCGGCCGAGGACACCCACCUCGAGGUCGUGCGGGUGCUCCUGAAGCACCGGGCCGACGUCCACGCGAGGGACGCGGACAACGACAACGACACGCCCCUGCACGUCGCGGUUCGCCAGGCAGGGGUGCAGGGCGCCGUCGAGAUCGUCCAGGAGCUUCUCCUGCACGGCGCCGACGAGGGGAAGAAGAACGACAGCGGCCUCACCCCCGCGAGCGUUGUCGGCUCCGCCGCCGCCGUCGGCCUGUUCGACUCCGUCGACCCCGCCCUCCUCCCCGUGCUGGAGCUGCCGGCGCAAGUCGUGGCGUACCUGCUGGCGCGAGCUCCGGCGGACCGGGCGUGGCGUCGCCGCAGCGGUGAGGGCAAGGCGGGUUCGAGUCCAAACGAGACAUCGUAUGUGGGCCCUCCCGGCUUCUUGCGAUAG
This is a messenger RNA of Ectocarpus siliculosus, 2259 nucleotides long. Lineage: Eukaryota; Phaeophyceae; Ectocarpales; Ectocarpaceae. The record is from the annotation of a GenBank genome assembly.